GAACUACGAAUUCCAUAGUCGUCUUCUAUGUCCUACACUUGGAAAUUUGUUACUGCGUGUAGCCGUGAGUUUGCCUUGUCCUCGACUGAAAGGUAUAGGUUGUGGAUCGUCUUCGUACCAAAAUUAAUGGUUCAAAUGUAUGAUUGUGAGAAUUUCUUUGUUGGCCGAUGUAUACUGGUGAAUGGACCUGUUAUUGUUGGUGCCGGGCCGUCGGGACUAGCCGUCGCUGCUGGACUAAGACAACAAGGAGUUCCAUUUAUCAUCCUUGAAAGGGCCAGUUGCAUUGCUUCUCUUUGGCAAAACCACACUUAUGAUCGCCUCAAACUUCACCUCCCCAAGCAAUUCUGCCAGUUGCCCUACUUCCCAUUCCCAACCAACUUGCCGGAAUACCCCACCAAGUACCAGUUCAUCGACUACCUUGAAUCCUACGCGACCCACUUUGGCAUUAAGCCACAGUUCAGUAAGACUGUGAAAUCAGCAAAAUACGACGAAGCUUGUCGGUUGUGGAGGGUCAAGACUGUAUCAAGCUUAGGUGGUGGCGCCAUGAAAGGGGAGGUGGAGUACAUUUGUCAGUGGCUUGUGGCGGCGACGGGUGAGAAUGCAGAGAAGGUGGUACCGGAAUUUGAAGGCUUGCUAGAGUUCGGUGGCAACGUUACUCAUGUCUGUGACUACAAGUCCGGGGAAGCUUAUAAAGGAAAGAAAGUGCUAGUUGUAGGUUGUGGCAACUCCGGCAUGGAGGUUUCUCUUGAUCUUUGCCACCACAAUGCGUUUCCAUCAAUAGUGGCUCGUAGUUCGGUUCAUGUCCUGCCAAGAGAAGUUCUAGGGAAAUCCACAUUUGAUCUAGCAGUUUCAAUGAUGAAAUGGCUGCCACCUAGGCUUGUAGACAAAGUGUUGCUAGCUAUUGCAAGAUUAACGCUUGGAAACAUAGAAAAAUAUGGGCUGAAGAGGCCAGUGGUAGGUCCUUUACAGCUCAAGAGCACUCAAGGCAAGACCCCAGUGUUGGACAUUGGUGCACUGCAGAAGAUAAGAUGUGGUGAGAUCAAGGUAGUUCCUGGAAUCAAGAGGUUCUCACCUGGUAGGGUUGAGCUUAUUAAUGGCCAAAAUCUUGAGGUUGAUUCUGUGCUUUUGGCAACUGGGUAUUCCAGCAAUGUUCCUUCUUGGUUAAAGGAGAAUGACUUAUUUUCCACAAAUGGGUUUCCCAAAUCUCAAUUCCCAGAUGGGUGGAAAGGCAAAGGUGGGCUCUAUGCAGUUGGCUUCACAAGGAGGGGCCUCUCUGGGGCCUCAUUGGAUGCCAUCAGAGUAGCAAACGAUAUAGCCAACAUCUGGAAACAAGAAGAAACUAACUACUGCAAGAAGCACUCUGUUGUAGUUGCUAAUUGCCAAUUAUGAAACCUUUCCUUCGUUUUUUGUUCUCUUUUCUGCUUUUGCAAUUGUAGAGAUCUGUAAUUGAUCAAACUUGGUUCAGUUUGACAAUGUAACAUGAAAAUGAACCAUGAAUGGAGGAGCCAGCCCUCUCCAGGGACAUCCCAAAAUGGGGGAGUGGUUUGGGCAUU
Molecule: messenger RNA, 1553 nt
Organism: Diospyros lotus (date-plum)
Lineage: Eukaryota; Viridiplantae; Streptophyta; Magnoliopsida; Ericales; Ebenaceae
Product: probable indole-3-pyruvate monooxygenase YUCCA7
Exons: 4
Coding region: 28-1389 (453 amino acids)
Molecular function (GO): flavin adenine dinucleotide binding; N,N-dimethylaniline monooxygenase activity; NADP binding
Source: RefSeq, a predicted model, not a curated record